Messenger RNA from Thalassophryne amazonica, 4485 nucleotides. It is a transcript of the gene tex2, whose product is annotated as testis expressed 2. The transcript is spliced from 12 exons. Gene Ontology annotation, cellular component: endoplasmic reticulum. The coding region runs from base 198 to 3791 and encodes 1197 amino acids. NCBI's taxonomy places the organism in Eukaryota, Metazoa, Chordata, Actinopteri, Batrachoidiformes, Batrachoididae. Gene Ontology annotation, molecular function: lipid binding. The record is from RefSeq and is a predicted model, not a curated record.
AAACAGUACACGCCCAGCGCUCGUGCACCGCGCGCCGUAAAACCCGCACCCCGGUCGGGUUUGGUCCCCGCGCGCUGGGGGCGCGUGGACAGGCCGCUGUGCUGCAGACGAUCCACGCGCGGAUCCGAAUUGGCGCUGCGCACAUUCGGAACGGAACAACAACAUGACUGCGGCUGUAAGUCCUGUGCACGGUGGUGAUGAGCAGUCAGGGCAGUAGCAGCCGGGGCAGCGGCUGGCACGCAAACACUCCUCCACCAUGUCACACUCCUGGACCAAAGCUCCAGGUGCAGCGCUCUCUUUCUCGUGACACCAUUACCAUCCACUUCUCUGCUUUAGGGAAGGAAGAAGAUGAUGAGGAAGAUGAGCUCUUUGGGGGACCUGCUGGAACUAAAGCUGGGCUUGAUGGAUCAGGUGGUCUUCAAUGUCCAGAAGCAUUAGGGGCUGAUAGUCAGGCUGUCAUCACUGGCCUGGAGGCAAAAGAGGAGCUGUUAUUUGAAUCUGCUGGUGCAGAGUCCUCCUCAGGAGCUGCCAUGCUGCCUGUGUCACCCACCAUCCUGCAUGUGCUGCCCUCAGAAGCUCAAACACACCAUCACACAAUGUCUGCAGCUAUGACUAUUAUCCCGUGUGCUACAUACUCCCACCUGAGCUCCACUCCUCCUGCCAGUUCAUCCUGGCCCUCUGAUCGGACCUCAGCCAGCCCCCAAUUCACAAGCUCAAGUUCCUCCUCCCCUUGUAAGUCUUCAGCUCUUUCAUCCUCAAAGCCUUUCCUCAGCCUGGUCAGGUCUUUGUCCAAUGAUGUUGACUCUCGGGAAACUACAACUACAUCCACUGGUGUUGCACCACCACAUGCACGCCAUCGCCACUUAAUGAAAUCUUUUGUUAAAUCUUUGUCCACGGACACUUCAAAAACUGAACCCCAAGAAGGGACUCAGCAUCACUACCUUCAUCAUCAUCCUCCUCCUCCUCAGCAGCAGCAGAUGCAGCCAUCCCAACGGCCUCUGGUUGAGUCACGUCGCAACAUGCAGCUCUUCAAGCAGUUCUCACAGCCUCGCUUAUCAACCAGCACCAUCACUGUCAGUCAAGCAGGUGGUGACUCCAAAACGGCCCCCUCCUCCCCAGUCAUGUCCCCAGAUGGGAGGUCUUUCUUCAAGGUUCAAGAGGUGGAAGCAAAGAUAGAAGACACCAAGCGACGGCUGUCCGAGGUGAUAUCAGACCCCCUGCAGCUUUUCAGUAAGAUCAUGGGGGAUGAAUCUGGAACAGCGGCUGUGGGAACUGCCACGCUUCGUGCCAAAUCCCUGUCAUCCAGUGCAUCGGAGCUCAGUGCGAUGACAGUUAUGAAUGGACAUGCUGAAGGCAGUAACAACUACAGCAUCAGGGAGGAGGAGAGCCAAGAAGGAGAAGAGGAGGAAGCAACCCCCACUGGCAAAGGCCCUGACUCUGUGUUUUUCUCAUUCCCACCACUGGGAACACCUCUAGCCCAAACCCAGGCCCCCUCAUCCACUCUGUCCAAAUCUCCAUCUCUAACCCUGGGCCGCUGCUCCAUGUCGGCUUUGGUAGCUCGACAGGAAGAUGAGGACUUCUGCGAGCUGUACAGCGAAGAUUUUGAGUUAUGUACUGACACAGAAACCCCAGACGGGGAUGGUCCUGGGUCCCUGCAGCCCCAUACUGAUAGUACUGGUAUGUGCAGUGAACAUAAUACAGAAGAAGAAGAAAAAACUGAGGAAGAGUUGGAGACUGUGCCUGUAGCUGGGCUCAUUUUCCUCACACAGUUGGUGUACUGGUAUCUAGUCCUUCCUAUGCCGCCGUAUGUAUGUGCGGUGGUGCAUGGGAUGGUAGGAGGUUUCAUGUUGGCUGUCCUGGUCCUUUGGCUGUCCUCCUCUACGGGCUCCUCCUCGGGAUUGAGCAGAGGGAAGCGAAACGUUCAGCACUGGAAUCUUUCUCAGUUGGAUAUUAAAGAACCAGAUAUAUACAAGGGUUGGAUGAAUGAGAUCCACAGCUAUGACCCAGAGACGUACCACGCCACCUUGACUCAUUCAGUCUUCAUCCGUCUGGAGGGGUCUGUCCUGCGUCUGUCUAAACCCAACAGGAACAUCUCCCGUCGGGCCACCCACAAUGAACCCAAACCUGAUGUCACCUAUAUCAGUCAGAAGAUCUAUGACCUGACCAACAGCAAGAUCUAUCUGAUGCCCCAGAGUCUGGCACGGAAGAGAGUUUGGAACAAGAAGUACCCCAUUUGCAUUGAGCUGGCAAAGCAGGACGACUUUAUGUCCAAGACGCACGGAGAGCAGGCUGAAGCCACGGAGGAGAGAACAGCAGGGCUGAGUGAGAAACUGGAGCGAUCAGAUAAGAGCGAGAAAGUGGAUGAACCGGGAUCAGGAGAGGAACCCAAAAAACAAACGUUCCGAGGAGGUGAUCUGACUAUCUACCUGUUUGGGAGGACAGGCCGGGAAAAGGAGGAAUGGUUUCGAAGAUUUCUCCUGGCAUCUCAGAUUAAAUCAGUCGGGCGAAGUGUCACUCUGUCCGCCGCCUGCAAGAGUGCCUUCUUGCCCUCAAACAGCCGCAGCAGCAGCAGCAGCACUCAAUCUGGGGGCGCUUUGGAUCCUGACAGCAGGAGCAGCAGCCGGGGAAGCCUGGAGGAGUCGUGUCAGACCCGCCUCAGAGAUGCAGCCACCAUCUCAGGUUCUACUGGAGGCACCAAGCAGAAAAUGCUUUUGGACUAUAACGUCUAUAUGGCCAAAUAUGUCAAUGCAGAGACACCGGUGAGGAGUCCAGUCGACACGGACAGCCCUGGUCACAGCCCCGAGGGCAGCCGGAAAUCCACCACAAAGGAACCCAAGAGCUCAGCGGAAACUGUGGAACCUGAAGCCUGGGUAAAUGCUUUUCUGGGACGGAUAUUCUGGGAUUUCCUGGGAGAGAAGUACUGGGCAAAUGUCGUCUCCAAGAAGAUCCAAAUGAAGCUCAGUAAGAUCAGGCUGCCGUACGUUAUGAAUGAACUGACUCUGACAGAACUUGACAUGGGCUUUUCCAUUCCUAAGAUACUCCGUGCCUCCAAACCUUCUGUGGACCACCAAGGUCUGUGGUUUGAUCUCGAAGUCUCCUACACGGGUUCCUUCCUCAUGACGCUAGAGACCAAGAUGAAUCUGGCCCGUCUGGGAAAAGAGGGCAAGAGUCUCGGGGAACAUGGCAAAGAGUGGCCAAAGACAUACUGUCUGGCAGACAGCGAUGAGGAAUCGUCCAGCGCCGGCUCGUCGGAUGAGGAGGAUCCUCCAGAACUCUUCAGUGACAAAGCCGUUGUUCCUGGAGGUGAAGGCUUUGUGGGAGGCCACAGGCCCAGCAAGAUCAUGCGCUUUGUGGACAAGAUAGCCAAGUCAAAGUACUUCCAGAAAGCCACCGAGACGGAAUUCAUUAAGAAGAAGAUGGAGGAGGUAUCGAACACGCCUCUGCUGCUCACCGUGGAGGUGCAAGAGUGCCGCGGGACGUUGGCAGUCAACAUCCCCCCUCCGCCCACAGACAGGAUCUGGUAUGGUUUUCGGAGCCCCCCUCACCUGGAACUGAAAGCUCGACCUAAACUUGGCGAGAGAGAAGUCACCCUCGGUCAUGUGACGGAGUGGAUUGAGAAGAAACUGGAUCAGGAGUUUCAGAAAAUAUUUGUGAUGCCAAACAUGGAUGAUGUGUGGCUACCCAUAAUGCACUCUGCCAUGGACACCCGUUCAAAUGCCAACUUGGUUACUGUGACAAACGAUGCCUUGAAGGACUCAGAACAUUUGGAAUCGGACGCGUCUGACAUAUAAAGACUGCUCAUGUUUCAGACCAUUUCGUCACGGUGCCAAUAUGACAGCGCAGCAGUGACCAGGACCAACUCAAACGUGUCAGUCACACUGCUGCACCAACUGCACGCCAGUGGAAGAGAACGGUGACCCCGUGAUCGCCAUCUAGCAAGAGUUUUGUGUGAUAUUAAACACUAAGGUUGGUUCUGUGAUGGAACACACGGGGCGUGUUGAGGCAUUUUCAAAAUGUGACGAAUAGCCAUCUGAUUCUGAAGAACCAUAAUACCUGUGAUGUACAGCUGCGCCAAACCUUUGUUGUACAGUGUGUACUUUAGUGUAACCUUCCCAAAUGAGUGCUUUAUCGUUGACAUUCACUGAUUCUGAGGCUGCAGUUUAAACAUUUCGUUGUGGUUCGUGAACAGGUUGUGAUUUGCAGCAAACAAAAGACUCGUAUCCAGUAACGCUGCCUGUGUCCGAGCUAAUCUGGCUACACAUUGAGUGACGGCGAUGCUGUGGACACUGUUUGUUGUGCUUUUAGGAGGUUUGUUUGACCAAUAAUGAGUCUGCAAACACAGCAGCUCAACAUGUUCCAUCUCAUGAACGUACAAAUACAUUUCUGUCUCCCUCGUGAUAUUGGGAACAACAGCUUUUUCUUGCCCAUGCAUAAUUUUUUAUGAAAAUGUGGCUACACUUCCCAAAUUUGUUACUUUAGCAAAAA